Messenger RNA from Psammomys obesus (fat sand rat), 909 nucleotides. It is a transcript of the gene Lrrc51, whose product is annotated as leucine rich repeat containing 51. The transcript has 6 exons. Gene Ontology annotation, molecular function: protein binding. The coding region runs from base 239 to 817 and encodes 192 amino acids. The record is from RefSeq and is a predicted model, not a curated record. NCBI's taxonomy places the organism in Eukaryota, Metazoa, Chordata, Mammalia, Rodentia, Muridae.
CCCUGAAGGCACCACGAGGACGGUCACUGCGUCGUCUAGGGCGUGAGACGUUGCUAUGGAGUUCGGCUAAGGAACCCUCAGGUAGUGAGACGCUGAAGCCGGAGGGUAAGAGACUGCGGGGAACAAUCCCUGAACCCAAAGGAAUGAAUCCCUAAUGGUGGAGUUUCAGGCCUCAGUGACAGGCUGAACCCAGACUCCCAGGGCCCAUGCUUCCACCUGAUGAAUGAUGGCCUGAACUAUGAGCAAACCGGAUUAUAUGAACACUUCGGUGCAGGAGCCUCCUCUUGACUUCUCCUUUAAAAGCAUCCACGUGAUCCAAGAUCUGGUAGGUGAGGAGCCAAGGACAGGUCUACGACCAGUGAAGCACUCAAAGUCAGGAAAGUCACUGACCCAGUCCCUGUGGCUCAACAACAAUGUCCUCAAUGAUCUGAAAGACUUCAGCCAGGUGGUUUCACAGCUUCUGCAGCACCCAGAGAACCUGGCCUGGAUUGACCUCUCCUUCAACGACCUGACUUCCAUCGACCCUAUCCUAACAACAUUCUUCAACCUAAGUGUCCUCUACCUUCAUGGCAACAGCAUCCAUCGCCUAGGGGAGGUAAAUAAGCUAUCUGUUCUCCCUCGUCUCCGGAGCCUGACCCUCCAUGGUAACCCCAUAGAGGAAGAAAAGGGGUACAGGCAGUAUGUGCUAUGCAACCUGCCCCACGUCACCACGUUUGACUUCAGUGGAGUCACUAAGGCCGACCGCACCACAGCCGAGGUCUGGAAACGGAUGAACAUCAAGCCCAAGAAGGUCCGGGUCAAGCAGGAUGUACUCUGAGAUUCAAAGGACCCCAACACACCUAAUGCCCUGAGGAUGAUCAGCUUGGUUUGACAAUAAAUGAUUUGAGCUGUUCAGCAGAUUAAAUGUCA